AUGUCGAUAGCGGCGCCACAGCGGGCCGCCUCAAGGCGACUGCUCGGCGCGCUGCCCGCGCUGCUGUUGCUACUGCUCGAGUCCUACUUUCUCGCGCGCCUGAUCGACGGCGAGUCUCCAGGGGCGGGUAUGAUCGUCGCCUACAGGGUCUUCACCGCCCUCGCGUCCGGCCCGCCCGCUUCCCUCUCCUUCACAAAUACCACCGUCCGCGGGUGCGACCCGGCCAAGUGGAGCCUCGCUCCGGGCGCCAUCACCUGGCGGACGGCGGGUGUCCCCUCGGUUUACCAUAGCUACAACGGGAUAUUUCAGACUUCGCCCGGAAAUGACCCAGAGCGCAUCGGCAUCCCAAUGACGUCUCUCACCUACAACUUCAACGUCCGCUUCUCCUCCUACAUGCCCGGGGGCGCCAACCUCUCUCUCGCCCUCAAGCGAGACCUGCUUCAAUGCCCAGUUUCCGAAACCAUGCAGAGUGAUGGAUACACCUACCGACUCGACUACACGUGGAUGGCGGUGGCGCCAACAGAGGAGCCCGUCACCAGCCGUCUGAUCAUCUUCUACGAAACCUCUCCGCCUGCCACUCCUGCUUCCUCCGGCCGCCGCCAGCUCCUUAGUGUUGAGCCGCCUCCCACUGGGACAGCAGUGAGCAGCAGCAGCAGCAGCACGGACCAGAAGUCGAAGGAGGAUGCGAGGAAGGAGAGAGAGGCAGCGAUCGCCGCGAGAAAGGAGGCGAUUGCGGAGCGAAAGGCGGCGUUUGCAGCAAGGGAGCAGGCGAAGCAGGAGAGGGAGAAGGCGAAGGAGGAUGCGAGGAAAGCCAAGGAGGAGGCCGUUGCAAAGAAGGAAGCAGCGAAGAAGGCCAAGGAGGAGGCAAUUGCGAAACGGGAUGCGGCAAAGAAGGCAAAGGAGGAAGCUAUUGCAAACAAGGAGGCGGCCAAGCUGGCAAAAGAGCAGGCGAUAGCCAAGAAGCAAGAGGCGAUGGCAAUUAGGGAGGCGGCGAAAAAGGAGAAGGAAAAGAAGACGCCUCCAUCCUUCUCCCCUCAUCGCGCUUACCAUUGUCGCGUUCCCCCGCCCAUCGCGCCACCCCCCUUCGCGCCACCCAUCCUUCCGUCGCGCAUCCUCUCGUGCCUCGUCUCCCGUCGUCGUGUCUCCCCUCGCCGCGCCUCCUGUCCCAUCCUCACGCCUCCCCUCGUUUCCGGGAGCCUCCCCACGUCGCGCCUCCGCUCGCCUCGCCGCGCCUCCGCUCGCCUCGCCGCGCCUCCGCUCGUUGCGCCGCGCCUCCGCUCACCCCGCCGCGCCUCUGCUCGUCUCGCCGCGCCUCCGCAGGCCGCGCCGCGCCUCCGCUCGCUGCACCGCGCCUCCGCUCACCUCGCCGCGGCGCCUCCCCUGCCAUCAGCGCGCCAGCACCCUCGUCGCGCUGCCCCUCCUCGCGCCUCCACUCCCGCUGCCCUUCUCCCACCUGCCCAUCCCUUGCCCGCGCCUCCCUGCCCUUCCAUUCACCUCACCCUGAUUUCCAUAAUUUUAACACCCUGCUUCCCCUCCUUCCCCUCAUUUACCCCGCUGCUUCCCCUCGUUUCCCCCUCUGCUCUCAUCCUUCUCCUGAUUUUCAUCCUUGCUUCCCCUCAUCCCUGCUUCUCCUCAUUUCAUCCUUGCUUCCCUUCAUCCCUGCUUCCCCUCAUCCCUGCUUCUCCUCAUUUCAUCCCUGCUUCCCCUCAUCCCUGCUUCUCCUCGUUUCAUCCCUGCUUUUCCUCAUCCUUGCUUCCCCUCAUCCCUGCUUCUCCUAAUUUCAUCCCUGCUUCCCCUCAUCCCUGCUUCUCCUCAUUUCAUCUCUGCUUCCACUCAUCCCUGCUUCCCCUCAUCCCUGCUUCCCCUCAUCCCUGCUUCUCCUCAUUUCAUCCCUGCUUCCCCUCAUCCCUGCUUCUCCUCAUUUCAUCCCUGCUUCCCCUCAUCCUUGCUUCCCCUCAUCCCUGCUUCCCCUCAUUUCCCUCCCUGCUUCACCUCAUUUCUCUCCCUCAUUUCCUCAUUUCCCCCUUUGCUUCCUUCUUCCACUCAUUUUCCCCGCUGCUUCGUUUCCCCAUCUGCUCUCAUCGUUUCCCCUCCUGCUUCUCUCAUUCCCCCCCCUUCUUCCCCUCAUUUACCCCGCUGCUGCCCCUCAUUUCCCUACCUGCUUCUCCUCAUUUUUCCCCUUGCUUCCACCCAUUUCCCCUGCUUCACCUCAUUUCUCUCCCUGCUUUCCCUGAUUUCCCCCUCUGUUUCCCCUCGUUUCCCCCUCUUCUUCCCCUCGUUUAUCUUCCUAUAUCUAGCUUUCCCUCUCCCCCUCUUCCUAUCUCCCCUCUUCCCUAUCCUCCCUCUUCUUACAUUUUGCCUUUUUUCUUGUUCCCCCUCCCCAUCUCGUAUUCCCUCCCUCUCCAUGGCUAUUGCAGUGACUACACUGACGAUUCUUCUGGAAGGGAAGGGUUGAGAAGGGAAGGGUUGAGAAGGGAUGGGGAAGGGAAAGGCAAUACAGGAAAGGCAUGGAUGGGGAGGGCAGGUGGGAACAGGGCAGAGGGUGGGGUAGCAGGGAAGGGGAUGGGGGGGAUGCAGGGAAGGGGAUGGGGGGAAGCAGGGAAGGCGAUGGGGGGAAGCAGGGAAGGCGAUGGGUGGAAGCAGGGAAGGGGAUGGGGGGAAGCAGGGAAGGCGAUGGGUGGAAGCAGGGAAGGGGAUGGGGGGAAGCAGGGAAGGGGAUGGGGGGAAGCAGGGAAGGGGAUGGGGAGAAGCAAGGAAGGGGAUGGGGGGAAGCAGGGAAGGCGAUGGGUGGAAGCAGGGAAGGGGAUGGGGGGAAGCAGGGAAGGGGAUAGGGGGAAGCAGGGAAGGGGAUGGGUGGAAGCAGGGAAGGGGAUGGGGGGAAGCAGGGAAGGGGAUGGGGGGAAGCAGGGAAGGGGAUGGGGAGAAGCAGGGAAGGGGAUGGGGGGAAGCAGGGAAGGCGAUGGGUGGAAGCAGGGAAGGGGAUGGGGGGAAGCAGGGAAGGGGAUAGGGGGAAGCAGGGAAGGGGAUGGGUGGAAGCAGGGAAGGGGAUGGGGGGAAGCAGGGAAGGGGAUGGGGGGAAUGGAAAGAGCUGGGGGGAGGAUGGUGGGGAGCAGAGAGGGGUUCAAAACGCUGUCCGAUUGGGGUGGCGGAGGCGACAACGGGAGGCGAGGGCUUAGAGGAGCAACUGGGGCAACGAGUUGCUGCGCGUGA
Messenger RNA from Closterium sp. NIES-65, 3210 nucleotides. NCBI's taxonomy places the organism in Eukaryota, Viridiplantae, Streptophyta, Zygnematophyceae, Desmidiales, Closteriaceae. The record is from the annotation of a GenBank genome assembly.